Fusarium proliferatum ET1 is the source of this 1062-nucleotide messenger RNA. RefSeq lists its product as uncharacterized. The transcript has 3 exons. The record is from RefSeq and is a predicted model, not a curated record. Gene Ontology annotation, cellular component: ribosome; cytosolic large ribosomal subunit. Lineage: Eukaryota; Fungi; Ascomycota; Sordariomycetes; Hypocreales; Nectriaceae. Gene Ontology annotation, biological process: translation. Gene Ontology annotation, molecular function: structural constituent of ribosome; RNA binding. Bases 1 to 1062 code for a protein of 353 amino acids.
AUGACCACGUUACGAGAAGGAGCUCGCAUGGCGAGCUCAUUGGGACGGAGGCAUCUGCCUCUGAGGACAGGUUCCGUUUGUGUGCAGCGCUUUGUCUCGACCGAGACAAAGAAGUCCUCCGCUCUCGCAGAUCUUGACAAUGCUUCGUCUUUUGCGACAGGUUCUCCCGACGAAGCGGCUAUCCAGGCCUUCAAUUCUAGAGAGAAAGCUGCAGAGACGGGCAAAAAACUUCCCGGCAAUAGAUACCAAUACCAUCCUCCCAAAUACUACCGUGGUCCUCUACACCCCGUCCAGGUGCCCAAGUCCUCCGAUCCGACUGCUCGAGACUUCGUUCCCGGUCCUUUCAGCUUCCCUCGAUUAAAGCACACAUACGAAAGCACGAUUGCGCCAGAUCUGAUCGCCAUGACAUAUCAGCAUACCCCGCCAGGUUCAGAAGUUCCUGUUUCCAACAAGGGUAACUUGAGGGAAUGGGACGAGUCUUCGCCUUACCACAAGAAUCGACCUCGCCGAGGACCUCGAGGUGGUGGCUCUUCAAGGCUAGGCUUAGUGGAGCGCCCAAUUGAAUGGCACAACGUACCUGAUAUCGAGGCUAUCACUAUCAACUCAUUCGCUCCCAUGGGUGCCCAGAACAAGGAGUACCUGCACGUGUGCCGUGCUGUUAUCCAAGCCAUCUCUGGUGCCUUCCCUGAGGUCACAAGAGUCAAGCAUGGCGUUGUUCAGUGGGGUGUCAGGAAGGGCGACAAGACUGGCUGCAAAGUGACGCUGAAAGGUGCUCAAGCUUACGACUUCCUUGAUAAGCUCAUUACUCUGGUCUUGCCUAAGAUCAAGGACUGGCCUGGUAUUGAUGCUACUACUGGCGAUAGUGCAGGCAACCUGGCGUUCGGUAUGAAGCCCGACUGGAUGGCAUACUUUCCUGAAAUCGAGUUCAACUACGACAUGUAUCCUGCACGACUGAUGCCUGGAUGUGAUAUAUUCAUCAAGACAACUGGUACAUCAGAUAGGCAAGGCCGUCUUCUUUUGGAGGCACUCGGCCUUCCCUUCUAUGGCAAGGCUAGGCACUAA